AAGGGUUAAAAGGGCUGUGCUUAUGGCGAAAGAGGGCGGGCGCUUCUGCUCUGGGCGGCGCUUCGGAGGGUCUGACGUACAUCGCGUCCUGGAAUCUCAUUGGCCGAGACCGAAGUGGGCGUCCGCUUUCGCUACACAAAACGAGCUUUACUACACAGAGGAGAACUAGUGAGUGAGUGAGGGAGAGAGAGAGAGAGAGAGAUGCUCUCAUUCAGCUCAUCAUAUCAACAAGGAUAUGUUUAUCUCAGCAUGGAUGUGGACUUGGUUAAGAGAUGCUUUCCGACUGGCCGAGGAAGUGAUGAGAAAGGGAAGACUGCUUGGUUUGGAAUAAUGAUGCUUAUAUUUCUGCAGGGUCACUUCGAAUAGAGCAGUGUAUAGUCUGCAUGCGGGCUGAGACACGCACACACACAGGGAUGUGUUAAAUCGCAGUCCUCUUUCGGUUCCUCGACAGGCUCGUGGAUUUGUUCUCUGAUGCCAACGCCGCCGCCGGAUUGCCUGUAUGGCCGGAUCAUGAAGUUGUUGACGUUUUUUCUUUUGCUUCCAGAGAGCCUGAAAAGGACGAGAAGAAGUGGGAAGCAGCAGGGCAAGUUGCCAGCAUGCUAUGAAAUAGUGACUUUGUCCUUGAAGAAGAAGAUGGCUGCAGAGCUCUACCCUGCCAGCAUAAACACCAACCUACCGAACAGUAACAGCACGGCGGUGACACCUGCCAACAAAAAGACCAUCGUCCAAGUGACCCAGACAGCAACCACUCCGACGGCCACCGCCGCGCAGCAAAACAUCAACAACAACAACGUCGAAACUGCCAGCUGGCAGUCCACUCAUCCCACACUCCGAGAGAGGAACGCGCUGAUGUUCAAUAACGAACUUAUGGCAGAUGUUCAUUUUAUUGUGGGUCGCCCUGGCGAGUCCCAAAAAGUUCCUGCGCACAAGUAUGUACUGGCAGUGGGGAGUUCUGUGUUUGGUGCCAUGUUUUACGGGGAUCUUGCUGAGGGCAAAUCUGAAAUUCAUAUUCCUGAUGUGGAGCCUGCUGCUUUUUUAAUCCUGUUGAAAUACCUGUAUAGUGAUGAGAUUGAACUGGAGGCAGACACAGUGCUGGCCACUCUGUAUGCUGCCAAAAAAUAUAUUGUGCCUGCCCUGGCCAAGGCCUGCGUCAACUUUUUGGAGACCAGCCUGGAGGCCAAGAAUGCCUGCGUCCUGCUGUCUCAGAGCCGGCUUUUUGAGGAGCCUGAGCUCACGCAGCGCUGCUGGGAAGUCAUUGAUGCCCAGGCUGAGCUGGCUCUGCGCUCGGAAGGCUUCUGUGAAAUUGACUUGCAGACCCUGGAGAUCAUCCUGAAACGGGAGACACUCAACACCAGGGAGGCUGUGGUCUUCCAGGCUGUCCUGGAAUGGGCCGUGGCCGAAUGCAAACGGCAAGGACUUGGGCCGACAGCUCGCAACAAGAGGGCAGUGCUGGGCAAGGUCCUGUACUUGGUGCGCAUCCCUACCAUGACCCUGCAGGAAUUUGCAGAUGGAGCGGCGCAGUCGGACGUGCUGACUCUGGAAGAGACUCAUGACAUUUUCCUGUGGUACACGGCAGCCAAUAAGCCCAAGUUGGACUUUUCAUUGACGCAAAGGAAAGGACUGACACCGCAGCGCUGCCACCGCUUCCAGUCCUCGGCAUACCGCAGCAACCAAUGGCGCUACCGUGGACGAUGUGACAGCAUCCAGUUUGCCGUGGACAAACGAAUCUUCAUUGCUGGGCUUGGCCUGUAUGGCUCCAGUGGUGGAAAGGCAGAGUACACUGUUAAGAUUGAACUGAAGCGCCAAGGAGUCAUCCUGGCCCAGAAUCUGACUAAGUUUGUUUCAGAUGGUUCCAGCAGCACCUUCUCGGUGUGGUUUGAGCAUCCAGUUCAGGUGGAGCAAGAUGCUUUCUACACAGUCAGUGCUGUGUUGGAUGGGAAUGAGCUCAGCUACUUUGGGCAAGAGGGAAUGACAGAAGUGCAGUGCGGGAAAGUGACCUUUCAGUUUCAGUGCUCUUCAGACAGUACGAAUGGCACUGGUGUGCAGGGGGGUCAGAUCCCAGAGCUGGUCUUCUACGCGUGAAAUGUGUGAGGACGGCGAUACUGAAGUGCAUUCCACCCACUGUAUUCAGAUGCAAUGAACACAUGGGGGAGUACAGGGUCCCGAGACACUUUUGCCUUCUUUUCAGUGUAGCAGUGGAGGACCGUUGAAUGACAGCCUGUUUUAUAAAACGGACUCUUCUCUGACAAAGCUUGAGUGAAAGAAUGCUCCUCUGCUUUAUUUAUUGAGAAAAGUAUAUUUCAUUUUAAUUAUUGAUGCUGCGGCAUGCAGACCUAUAAAUAAAUAUAUAAAUAAAUAAAUCUCUAUAAACAAAGAAAUUGACGUAUUGCACUCCUGGUGGCGUGUUACGACUAGUGUGGGUUUGUUUUUUUUGUUUGUUUGUUUUUUUUGUACAUAACCUGAGUCUAAUUUGUUUACAGCUUGAUGAAAUGUCUUGUAUUAGUGUGCAGCUUACUAAACUGCAAAUCAUAAAUUUUUGUGACUCAAAGUGCAAA
This is a messenger RNA of Neoarius graeffei (lesser salmon catfish), 2555 nucleotides long. RefSeq names its product BTB (POZ) domain containing 6b (gene btbd6b). Gene Ontology annotation, biological process: neurogenesis. Lineage: Eukaryota; Metazoa; Chordata; Actinopteri; Siluriformes; Ariidae. Gene Ontology annotation, molecular function: protein binding. The record is from RefSeq and is a predicted model, not a curated record. The transcript has 4 exons. The coding region runs from base 472 to 2082 and encodes 536 amino acids. Gene Ontology annotation, cellular component: cytosol.